This is a messenger RNA of Echinostoma caproni, 1155 nucleotides long. The record is from the annotation of a GenBank genome assembly. NCBI's taxonomy places the organism in Eukaryota, Metazoa, Platyhelminthes, Trematoda, Plagiorchiida, Echinostomatidae.
UUUGAUCUUUUCUUUGAUGGUCAGAUUCGCCGACUAUACAACAUCGAGUUGGAUAAUUCUGUGGUGAUUUUCGAUGAAGCUCAUAAUAUUGAACAAGUCUGUGAAGAUGCCGCGUCCGUGUCUCUAACAUCCAGUCUUCUUGCUUCUGCCAUCGAAUAUGUUCGUACCGUAUGCGAGGUCGUUUUUAACUUGACUGCCGAUCUGGAAAACUCAGGAGACACGAAUCAAAAAGAACCCAACGAUAUACUGACCACUUUUGAUGUUACAAGGGCGGGUGAGGACAAAAUACGAUCACUCAAUUUGGAAAAACUCCUUCUCCUCAAAGGACAGCUUAUCGAAUUCGAACGACUCAUCGAUGCACUGGAAGUUUCUGAGACUGGUCUGACAAAAACGAGCGAUUUCCUGGUGGAGUUACUUGGGCGGGCUGGAAUCACCAGCAACACAAAGGAACACGUGUUGGAAUCAAUCGAGGAAAUUCUGUCUGCGUCCAGUUCGGCUGAGAUUUUCGAGAGUACAGGCACACGCUCCUUCUCGUCGUCACUUCUCUUCCCUCUUGGCAUUCAAUCCGGAGCCGAUUUUUCCCGUUGCUUCCGUCUGUACAUAAAAGAUGAGCCACUCCAUUCUCGAGAUUGCGCGACGGAGGAUCGUGUUUGGGAUUCCCGUGGAUCGCAUCGACCCACAGUGGAUCGUACUCUUAGUUACUGGUGCCUUAGCCCUGGACGACUCCUCGACGCUCGUCGGGCAAAUCUGGCAGACCGCGAGUACAAUGAACAGUGCAUCUCCCUGAAGCGUGAACUCACAAAUAGUUUGAGAGACGACAGAGAGAGCUGCGCAAUGCAGGACUUGGUCCGGGAACGGGUUCGUUGCGUCAUUCUCACCAGCGGGACUCUCUAUCCAGUGGAACCGAUUGAAGCAGAAUUGCGCAUGAAAUUCGACGUUCAACUGAAAAAUCCACACGUUAUCAAACCGGACCAAGUGCGUGUCACAAUUUUAACUCGGGGCUCUGACGGUCAGGCGCUCAGCUCCACUUAUGCCUCCCGGGAAAAGCAAGAGUCUCGUGCUUCACUCGGACUCACUUUGCGUACGUGUCAGAGCUUAGAAUUUUUGUUCAAAUUGUGUGGUUUUGCAGAUUUCAGUAUCAUGUUUGAAUUUUGA